UGGCAGUUUCGUGAAUAUAUGGCGACUGAAUUAAUCUGUGUUCUCCUUCUCCAACACUGAUUUCGCCAUUAAUAAUCCUUCUUCAUCUUCUGCAUUUUUUUGUUUGUGUGUGUGUGUGUGUGUGUGGCUUCCAUUGUUAACUUUCUGUUCGUUGUUUUCGGUGCUACGAUCGUCAGUAAUAAUCAGCUAAAAGUGAUCUAGUUCUGAGUGUAAAGAAGAGGUUUCUGAAAAUGGAGAAUGUAGUGGCUCGAGAUGGAGAUGAAGAACUAUCUCUAUUCCUGGAGAUGCGAAGGCGCGAGAAGGUUCAAGGCCUUUCUUCUCUUCCAGAACCUGGAACAAACAAUGUUGACGAGACUCUCACAAAGAGCUCAACGAGAUGUGUUCAGCUGCGAAAGAGCGCUGUUGAAAAGUUCUUGGACUCUGAGAACAACAAAUCCGAUUACGAGUGGCUACUUGCGGCUCCAGAGACACUGGCUGAGAAAGAAGCGCAAGAGGGCUCCAUGGUUAAACUCAAGCAGCCUAAAGCUAGGUCCACUGCGCUUAAACCACGGGUCGAAAACAUCCCGCAAGAACCUGUGACAUGGAGCGCCAAGGCUUCGAAGCAAAUCCCAAGAUUGGAUUCUUUAACUGCUAUUAGCAAACGAGGCAACACCGUUGCAGAAGCAAGACCAACCAGUAAACCUUCAAGACAGGCCACACCAACUUCACGAGCCACAUUAUCUUCCACAAAGCAAACCAACUCUGCUCGGAAUCCGAUUCCAGAGACUAGAACCUCUUCAAUCAAAUCCAAUCCACGAGCAUCUUCCUUUACCCGUUCAUCCUCGGUGGGAAAGUCUGUUCCUAGUGCAAAGUCUACAUCUUUAACAAUCCGUGAACUACCGGCUAGACCUGUCUCGACUUCAAGAGGGAGAGCAACGGGACGGUCCAAGAUUAGCAAUGAUGUGAAUCCUGUUUUGCUGGGGACUCAGAUGGUGGAAAGAGUUGUGAACAUGAGGAAACUGCCACCUCCGAAGCAAGACGAUAGCAUGAGCUCAGGCUUCGGGAGAAAUCUCUCUAGGUCGUCUCUCGACAUGGCAUUGAGGCACAUGAACAUAAGGCGUAGUAUUUCGGGGAAUCUGCGGGUAAUAAACAAUGCUCCAACAAACUCUACGGACAAAAACAACUAGCCAUCGCCAUCCUCUUGAUACCAUUAUAUAUACUCUCAGCUUUCCAGUUAAUAAAAUCUCUGUUAACUUUGCUGCAACAACGCUUUUAUUAUGGAAACUACCUAUUCUUAUCACAAAGAAGAAUGCCAUUUUAACCAUUUAUUAUUUUUUGUUUGUUAACUGCAUUGAUAAACAUUGAUCAUAAAUCCUUUAUAAAUUUAUAAC
Thlaspi arvense is the source of this 1370-nucleotide messenger RNA. The record is from the annotation of a GenBank genome assembly. NCBI's taxonomy places the organism in Eukaryota, Viridiplantae, Streptophyta, Magnoliopsida, Brassicales, Brassicaceae.